AUGUCUUACAUAAUCUAUUUUUUCAUUUUAAUUAUCUCCUCAAUUCACGCUCAACCACCAUCAUUAACAUCGCAAUCACUUUGUGUUCAAUAUUAUCCGAACAAUGACCAAUCUUCUCAAUGCGAAUGUGAUGACAUCGACAUCAACCGUUUGUCAUUGAAGUGUCUCGGCCAUUCCUAUGUUCCUCAUUUUCUCCCACAUAUUCAUUACGAUCGUAUUGAUUUAGAAUCUUGUGCGCAAGAUCUACAAAUUGGAGAUAAAACAUUCGCGGAUUUGAAUAUCAAUACCUUAGCUUUACGUCAUUGUAAUCUGCUCAGUCUGAGCGAAGAAUCAUUUGCUAAAAUCAAUCAUUUAGAGAAGUUUUCCAUUGAGAACUCGACCAUCGUCUCUCUCUCAACAUCGACUGGUAAUUUUCAAGAAGUUUUCCAAUCCGAUUCGUUUCGUACAUUAAAAUCUUUAAUCUUGAAAAACGUUCAUUACCAUCAAACACAUAAACACGAUAAGAAACUCAAUCUUGAAAAACUAUUAACACAAUUACCGCAACUGAAUCGUCUCGAAUUGACAAAUAUUUAUCUUGAUAAUUAUCGCUAUGAAAAUCUAACAAACAUCGGUCGAAACUUAACUUAUUUAAAACUUAUCAAUACACAUCAAACAAGUUUAGUACCCAUCGAACAUUUACCAUCCCUCGAACGACUAAUUCUCAUUCAUUUACCUCAAAUAUUUCACACUCAACCGUUGAUCGCAUCGAUUAAAUUCCUCAAAAAACUCAAAUACAUAUUCUUCGCACAAAACCAAUUGAAAAACCUCGAUGAUCUUCAAUCGAAGACCAUUGACCAAAUCGAUCUCUCAUCAAACCUAAUCGAAUCAAUCGAUGAAUACACUUUCGAACAUAUUCCCAAACUUCGAACAUUAACAUUGACGAAAAAUCCUCUUCGUUCAAUUGAUAAAAACGCAUUUUGUGGCAUUGACAAUCUGACACUCUUAUACAUCAACAAUGAACAUUCAAGUCAGAUCUCACCGUUAGAUAAUUGUCUUUUAUUAUCCCAUGCACAAUUGGAUAUCAAACAAGACAGUCAAACGAAAUUACAAUGUAAUUGUCCAUUGAUGCAUGUGUUUCGCUUGAAACGUAAACAUUCACGAGAUAUCAAUAACUUAUUCAAACCCAAUCAUGCUUGUGUGGUCACAAAUACGACGUUGGAACAAGCGAAAAAUCCUUACCAGUUGCAGCAUCAUUUGAAUUUACCGAUUUAUAUAUAUGAGCUGGAAAAUUACUUGAACUGUUCGUAUACAGAUGAUUCUUGCGAUCGUCACUGUCAAGACAGACGGGUGAAAUCAACAACAAUAUCACCGAUAAAAGUACAUAAAACAAGUAUUGAUGUUCAGAGCAAAAAUACAUCUGUAUCCCCGUCUUUAUAUUCAUUUUUUUCAUAUACAUUGUGUCUGUUGUUAUUUGCUAUUCGGUAUUUGUAA
This is a messenger RNA of Adineta ricciae, 1470 nucleotides long. NCBI's taxonomy places the organism in Eukaryota, Metazoa, Rotifera, Eurotatoria, Adinetida, Adinetidae. The record is from the annotation of a GenBank genome assembly.